UCAGUAUCACUUCGAAGUAGUGUCGGAGUAGACGCGUGAGCGUUGCGUCCGUAUAGUCCACACAGCCGCAUCCCAUAAAGUUUAUUUUUUGUUUCUCCACAAUAAAAUAUUGUGUAAUAAAACGCUCCCGCGGUCACGUUGUGAGUGGUAUAGUUCACGGAUUUACACAGCUGUUGUCCUGUUGAUCCCACCUCAAUCGGGACGUUCAGCGGGACCAGCAGCAAGGCUGGCAGCGGGGAUGCGCGCGCGGCCGAGGCCGACGCCGGUGCCAUGAGCCGCGACGUCUCCACCAAGAUCGCCGCGGGCAUGGACCGCUGGCAGAACACUCUCGAGGACAUGAUCAACCUCCGCACCUCCAACAACCACCAGGCCUUCAAGGACACCUCAUGGGCGCUUAGCGGCUUCGAUGAACUUCGUCUGUACGUUAAACAAGGCGGUGAUUUCAGCAAAGAACUUGCUGCCAUAUUACAAGAAAGGAUAGAAGCUGAAAAUUAUUAUUCGAAGUGUUUAGCGAAACUGGGCACUAAGCUGAGCAAAGCUUGUAAAGAGAGCAUUGGCUCCUGCGCCGAGGCGUGGAAACAUGUCGCUACUGAGAUGGAGAAACGAGCAGAUAUUCAUAGGGCAUAUUCUCACGCUCUUACAGAGGAAUUAGUAAAACCUAUGAAAAUUGUUAUCGACAAUCAACUAAAGCUGAGAAAAAAGAUCGAGGGUAACGUGGAUAAAACUUCGCGGACUCUCUCCGAGUGGCGUACAAACGAAGUUAAAUCUAAGAAGAAUUCGCACGCAGCGGCAAGGGAAAACGAGAAACUGCAAGAUGCUACGUUAGAUAUUAGCCGGAUGCCGCGCAGCUCCAGCGUCGGGCACAUCCCGCACGCGCACUCGAUCCUGAGCGCGGCGCGCGCCGACCGCGUCGCCGGCGCCGCCAGCGAGCGGGACGCCGCCAAGCUCCUAGUCAAGAAGAGGAAGACGGAAGACGCCGUUAAAAAGACUGAAGUCGAAUAUUACAAUGUCUGUGUUCACGCGGAAAGGGCCAGGCUCGAGUGGGAAUCGAGCGUGAUGAAAGGCGCUGGCAUGCUUGAAUCUCUGGAGGAGGAGAGACUGGCUCAGCUGAAGACCGCAGCCGACUGCUACCUCAGGCUGACUGCGGCGGUGCCUCCGCAGCUAGCUGAGAUUUCUAACAACCUAGUGGGCCCCAUAAGCAAGGCGGAGCCGCACGUGGACAUGCGCGUGGUGCGGCGCGUGCGCAGCGCGCCCGCCGGCGCCACCGAGCAACUGCUGCCAGACUUCUACUGCGAGCACACCACGCUCGCCAUGAACAAAGAGCGCCGCAAGCAGGCACUGCUAAAAAUUCUACAACUAGUAAAACAAGAUAUUGAUAGAGAGCGCAAGUCUAAGCAGGGCUUGGAGAAACUGUCCAUGGCCAUGAAGCAGACGCCUACCUUCGGCAACGACGACUCGCAACAGAAUGUCGCCGACAAACUAUAUCACAUGAAAUCAAUGUUGACAUAUUUGGAAGCUGUAAGAUACAAAAUAACGUCAACAUUGAACGAACUCGACAGCCGGGCGCCCGUCAGCCACCCCCUGGCGACACACAUCAAAGUCAUCAGGGACAAGCAAGGCCUGCAACAGAGCGUACUGAAAGUGCCUCCAUGGCUGCAGGAGGACUAUCAGAACGAAGUCAACAAAAAUCUGCAACCAAAUUACACGGCGCUAACUAAAAGCGUGAACGGCGGCGGCGAAGAGAGGGAAAGGCGUGACUCGAUAAUGAGCAGGGCGUCGAGCAAGCUGCGGAUAGAGCACCUGUCGUUCCGACGGAGCACGGACACGCCCGCCGCGCCGCCGCCGCCGCCGCCGCCCGAGAGCCCGCUGGACUGGAGCGAGCGCGGCGCCGGCGACGGACUCUCCAACCAGCAGGACAGCGACUUCGACGAGUUUUCUUCGCAAAGCGACAGUUCUCACAGUUCUACGGAUCUGACCGACAUGCUGAAGAACGAGAGCGGCGACAAUGCGACACCCACCAAGUCUAUCGGCAAAUGUAGAGCGCUGUACAUUUACGAGGCCAGGCUAAACGACGAGCUGACUCUAUCGCCAGGCGAUAUAAUAAACAUCCACGAGAAGCAGGAGGACGGCUGGUGGGCAGGCGACCUGGACGGCCGCUACGGCAUCUUCCCCGCCUCCUACGUCGAGGAGAUCACCACCUGCAUAUGAACCUGACACCCGACUGACCACUUACC
Messenger RNA from Cydia amplana, 2234 nucleotides. It is a transcript of the gene Nost, whose product is annotated as nostrin. Gene Ontology annotation, cellular component: plasma membrane; cytoplasm. Gene Ontology annotation, molecular function: protein binding. The record is from RefSeq and is a predicted model, not a curated record. The coding region runs from base 271 to 2208 and encodes 645 amino acids. The transcript has 14 exons. NCBI's taxonomy places the organism in Eukaryota, Metazoa, Arthropoda, Insecta, Lepidoptera, Tortricidae.